AUCAUAGGCUGCAGGCGACAACUGGCUGGGCUUGAGACCUUGGGAAACCUCUAUUGACAGAUUUCUUCACUCGUUACAUCCUCGUUCUUGGAUAUCCGGUGCCUGUUCAAGAAUCCCCCGGGGCCACAUCAUCAUGUCCUCCGAAGCGAUGCGUCCCAGGGGCAGACCUGCCCAUACUCCGGGGACAACAGUACUAGCCUAUACUCCAGAUGGCCAGCGGGUAGUCACUGGCGGUUCGAAUUCCGCAAUUCGCAUCUAUACGGUGGGACAGGAUGGCGAGCCAAAGACGAUUGACGAGGGCGUCGAUGGGCAUCUGGGUAUCGGUGCUACUAAUGAAUAUUUCAUCAUGGGCGCAGAAGACGGCACGGUCUGGCAAUACGAGAUCGAUUCAGGCAGGAUGGUGAAGCUUUUGGUACGAUGCAUGCUUCCUAUACGAGAUAUUGCAAUCUCGAAAGAUGGUGAAUGGGCUGCUGUAGCGAGCGAUGAGCUUACAGUGAAGAUCGUCAACAUUGAGGAUAUGACCAAAGUUAAAUAUCUGCGGGAGCAGUCGAAAGGCGCCAAGCACGUCACCUUUGACCCGAGCGGCCGAUACGUCACGGUCUCUUGCACGGACGGCCUCCUUUAUAUCUACUCGACACUUUCGGACGAGCCCGAAUUGGUGCAGAAGCUGGACGGAGUGAUUAGACGACUUGAACCGGAGGCUGAAGCUACAUCGCGGAUUGUCUGGCAUCCUGAUGGAACGGCUUUUGCGUCUGCCGAAGCGACCCGAGAUAUUGCCAUCUUCUCUACGGGCCAGUGGAAGAAGGAAAAGGUGUUUGCUGGGGGUCAUAGCGGACAGGUCACAGCGCUCAAUUGGUCGCCAAAUGGUGCGCUUUUUGCCACUGCUGGUGAGGAUGGUCAGAUCUUGCUAUGGGAGACAAAGACGCAGAAGAUCCUACAACGCUACGAAUUCGCUAAUGUGAUAAACCUCGCUUGGCAUCCGACGAAGAAUUCGGUCUCGUUCACAACGUCUGAUGGAGAGCUCUUUAUCUACGAUGAUUUCGUUUCCAAGGAGCAUCAGCCGCUGCUGCAGAAGCCACUCCAGGCUGCGCCAAUCUUUUCUGGAGCCUUGACAGAAAUCUCCGAUAACGUGAGGCGGCCACUGGCGAACCGACCGAAGGAAACCGUUGAACGGAGGGAAAGAGCCGGCAGUCUAGACUCUCUUGAUGAUAUCCUGAAUGGCGAUAUUGGUAUGGAUGAUUUUGUCGAGGAUGAUGAUGGAGCUGGCUACGCGGAGGAUAUCAAUGGGUUCGGCAAGCGUGCAGGCUCACACAUCGAUGAAAUUGAUGGCCAUACCGACAAGCGAGUUCUGACCUCUUUUGCGAAGCCGAAGAUCCACCCCCCUCUCCAACCAGGAAGCACACCUUGGCGUGGCAACAGACGCUACCUUUGCCUGAACCUUACUGGUUGCGUCUGGACCGUCGACCAGGAAACCCAUAACACCAUUACAGUGGAAUUUUAUGAUCGUGAGCUUCACCGUGAUUUCCACUUCACAGAUCCAUACCUUUACGACCGAGCUUGUCUUAAUGACAACGGAACUCUGUUCUCUAAUAAUCCUACGGACGGCAGUCCGGCGACGAUCUUCUAUCGUCCCCAUGAGACAUGGACAACCCGGGCAGACUGGCGAACGCAGUUGCCUAAGGGCGAAUUUAUCAGAGCGCUGGCGCUCAGUGAUUCCUACAUCGUAGCUGUAACGACCAAGGACUACGUCCGUGUAUACACAUUGUUCGGUACUCCUUUCAAGGUGUACCGACAGAAGAGCCCAGCUGUCACUUGUGCUGCAUGGCGCGACUACAUUAUGACCGUGGGCAAUGGCCCAUUGGGCAGCGAUGGCCGCACAGCAACGCUACGAUAUUCGGUAGAGAAUGUGAAGCGGGACGAGAUUUGCCAGAACGAGGACGUUGUCGCCCUUCCCGAAGGGACCGAGUUGCGGACCGUCUUCUUUUCUGAUAGUGGAGACCCAUGCAUCUACGACUCCGAAGGUGUUCUGCUUGUCCUUCAGCACUGGCGUAACAACGGUCAAGCUCGGUGGGUCCCCCUGCUGGACACCAAGCAGCUGGAAAGAUUAGCAAGCGGACGGAAAGAGGAAACUUACUGGCCGGUUGCUGUGGCUCAGGACAAGUUUCACUGCAUUAUCCUCAAGGGAGGGGAUAAGUACCCGUACUUUCCCCGGCCGCUGCUGAGCGAAUUCGACUUUCGCAUUCCAAUCUCCGACACACCAGGCAAGGUAACCGAAGACGACGAGGAAGGUGGCUCGAGCCGACAUGACGGAGCUCGAUUUGAGGAGGCCUUUGUCCGAGGAAGCAUCUUGCUGUCACUAUUCGAAGACCUUGUGUCAACCACCAACGCUACGGCAGGUCAGCGCGCUGAGCUGGCUCGGAAGGAGGUUGAAGUGGAUAAGAUUCUGCUACAACUUCUCGCGGUGGAAUGCCGCGAGGGUGAGGAGAGAGGUAUGAAGGCAUUAGAACUUGUGCAGAUGAUGAGGGACCGCAACGGCAAAAUGGUUGAGGCAGCUGUCAAGGUGGCCGAACGGUAUGGCCGGGGCGUCCUGGAAGACAAAAUCCGAGAGCUAGCCGAGAAACGGUAUCUUGGGGAGGAUGAUGAUAGAUUUUAGGUGUGGGCCAUGGCCCGUUUGAUGUGUAUGACUGCCAC
This is a messenger RNA of Aspergillus homomorphus CBS 101889, 2691 nucleotides long. RefSeq names its product chromosome segregation protein. Gene Ontology annotation, biological process: DNA repair; DNA-templated DNA replication; mitotic cell cycle. Gene Ontology annotation, molecular function: protein binding; chromatin binding. The coding region runs from base 134 to 2653 and encodes 839 amino acids. The transcript has 8 exons. Gene Ontology annotation, cellular component: nuclear replication fork. The record is from RefSeq and is a predicted model, not a curated record. Lineage: Eukaryota; Fungi; Ascomycota; Eurotiomycetes; Eurotiales; Aspergillaceae.